Messenger RNA from Tarenaya hassleriana, 1895 nucleotides. RefSeq names its product DEAD-box ATP-dependent RNA helicase 20. NCBI's taxonomy places the organism in Eukaryota, Viridiplantae, Streptophyta, Magnoliopsida, Brassicales, Cleomaceae. The coding region runs from base 117 to 1628 and encodes 503 amino acids. The transcript has 10 exons. Gene Ontology annotation, molecular function: RNA binding; ATP binding; RNA helicase activity. The record is from RefSeq and is a predicted model, not a curated record. Gene Ontology annotation, cellular component: ribonucleoprotein complex; nucleus; cytoplasm.
UCCUCAACCCCCAAUUUUGCAAAACCCUAACGACAAAAUUUUGGUUCUCUGUACUUUGUCGCUGCUUCAACUCUCCGAUCACAUUUUUCGCCAUCGCAACUGACUUCACGAACAGUAUGAGUCGCUACGACAGUCGCACCGGCGAUCCCGCUUCCUAUCGGGACCGUCGAAGUGACUCAGGGUUUGGUGGGGCUUCAGCAUAUGGCAGCUCGGCAGCUCAUGGAUCAAGCAGAAGAGAUUAUGAUGAUCCUGGAUCACCACGGAAGCAAGAUUUGGCCGGGUUGACUCCCUUUGAGAAGAACUUCUAUGUCGAGUCCCCUGCGGUGGCAGCCAUGACUGAGGCAGAAGUGGAAGAAUAUCGGCAGGGGGGGGGAAACACCGUUGAAGGCCGAGAUAUUCCAAAGCCUGUAAAAACUUUUCAUGAUGUUGGGUUUCCUGACUAUGUCAUGGAAGAGAUAGUGAAGGCCGGUUUUUCUGAACCUACACCUAUACAAUCUCAGGGGUGGCCAAUGGCGUUGAAAGGGCGUGACCUAAUUGGCAUUGCUGAAACUGGAUCUGGAAAGACUAUUUCAUAUUUACUACCAGCAAUAGUCCAUGUCAAUGCCCAACCAAUUUUAGCUCUAGGGGAUGGCCCAAUCGUCUUAGUUCUUGCUCCUACCCGUGAACUUGCAGUGCAAAUCCAACAAGAGGCAUCUAAAUUUGGUUCAUCAUCGAAGAUUAAGAGCACUUGCAUCUAUGGCGGAGUUCCAAAAGGACCUCAAGUUCGUGAUCUCCAGAAAGGUGUUGAAAUCGUUAUAGCUACUCCUGGGAGGUUAAUAGACAUGUUGGAGUCAAACCACACUAACUUACGGAGGGUUACUUACCUUGUUUUGGAUGAGGCCGAUAGGAUGCUAGAUAUGGGAUUUGAGCCUCAGAUACGGAAAAUCGUUUCACAGAUUCGGCCAGACCGUCAGACUUUGUACUGGAGUGCUACUUGGCCUAAGGAGGUGGAGCAAUUGGCUAAGAAAUUUCUUUAUAAUCCAUAUAAAGUGCUUAUAGGAUCUUCUGAUUUAAAAGCUAAUCGUGCAAUCCGACAACUUGUUGAUGUUGUUUCCGAAAACCAAAAAUAUAACAAGUUGGUGAAAUUGCUCGAAGACAUAAUGGAUGGAAGCAGAAUACUCAUCUUUCUUGAUACAAAAAAGGGUUGUGAUCAGAUAACUCGGCAGCUCCGGAUGGAUGGGUGGCCUGCUCUGUCAAUUCAUGGAGAUAAAAGUCAAGCCGAGAGGGAUUGGGUUCUGUCAGAGUUCAGAUCGGGGAAAAGUCCUAUAAUGACUGCCACGGAUGUUGCAGCUCGCGGGUUAGAUGUGAAAGAUGUGAAGUACGUGAUAAACUACGACUUUCCGGGAUCCCUGGAGGAUUAUGUUCAUCGGAUUGGACGGACUGGUAGGGCAGGAGCCAAAGGAACAGCCUACACUUUCUUCACGGCUGCAAACGCAAGAUUUGCUAAAGAACUUAUUAGCAUUCUCGAAGAAGCUGGACAGAGGGUCAGCCCUGAGUUGGCCGCCAUGGGCCGUGGAGCCCCUCCUCCUCCUCCAGGAGGGUUCCGAGAUCGUGGGAGUAGAUACGGCAGCGGACGAGGUUGGAGCUGAUUGGUGAUCCCAUGUGUCUGAUACCUUUUGGCUUGUAGAUGUUCUUUCCUUGGUCUUUGAUCAUGUAAGACGAGCAAAUUAGCAUUUCGGACAAAAUGUCAAAAAUGUUUCUCUCUGUCGUAAAAUUUAUUUUCCUUAGCGGCUUCGGUCGUAUGAUAUUGGGGGGAUAAAUUUAAAAUGUAAUGUCAUAUCCGUUUCUUACAUUGUGUGCAGUGCACACUUAAAUGUUUUAGAUUAUCCGUAUUAAUAAAGUCCAAUUCAUUAUCA